UCUAACGAUACAAGAUCUCCCCUAUUUAAAUUCACCCUUGUUAAGUCAAGAAAUCAAUAAUUAUACGGAAAACAUUUGGUGAGUUUCCCAAAUAAGUAAGUCCAAAUUUAGGGCGACACAUAUAAUAGAAAGAUAUAGAACGCGCGUGCGCUUUUCUCUGAGGGUAUUCUUUAAAAGUUUUGUGUGUUAUUAGUACGGAUCUGUUGAUCAAAAGUUCUAGUCAUAUUUGUAGUACUUUAAAAAAAAAAUUCAAAAAUGGUUGCGGUUGAAGAUAAUAGAAUUGCCGAUAGAUUUUGUGGAAUGAGUUUAAAAGUUUCAUUGAUUUUUUUUGGUGGCGUAAGAAUUAUAGGAGCUUUGGGACAACUAAUAAUACCUAUAAGAAAUCAUAUAGAAUAUUGCGAUGUAAAUACUGAUACUACUUGUCGCGUAAUUUCAAACAACGAAUUUGCGGGUAAUUUAUCCAUAUCUGCCUUCGGAAUCUUGUUGGUUUUCAUGGCAAUUUUCGGAUCAAUCAUGAAUAAUAAUAAAUUUCUGAUUGCAUCACUUGCUAUUGACGCGAUCCAACUAAUAAUUUUGCCGUUUGUAUCAUGGUACAUUUUGAGUAGUUACGAAAACCAUGACUAUGGUGCAGUUGUGGAGCCACUUGUAAAUUAUGCUUAUAUGGGUAUCAUUAUGGUGUACAUGAUAUUGGCAAUCAGCCGGUAUGAAGAAAUAAAGUCUUCCAAGAUGUACCCCCUUGCUGACGAAGCCGAUGAUCAAGAGCCGGGUGCUGAAAACGAAGACGAGAAAGAUUUACCUAAGAACGGAAACGUCGAAGGAAGUUUUCGGGGAACACAAGAGGGAAAGCCAGAAAAGUUUUAAAUUAUAAUUGUUAAUUUAGGUGUUGAUUGAAUUAUCAAUUUGGAUAAAAUUGUAGUGUGGAAAUUU
This is a messenger RNA of Cotesia glomerata, 927 nucleotides long. RefSeq lists its product as uncharacterized. Bases 256 to 861 code for a protein of 201 amino acids. The record is from RefSeq and is a predicted model, not a curated record. The transcript is spliced from 4 exons. Lineage: Eukaryota; Metazoa; Arthropoda; Insecta; Hymenoptera; Braconidae.